Brassicogethes aeneus is the source of this 4397-nucleotide messenger RNA. NCBI's taxonomy places the organism in Eukaryota, Metazoa, Arthropoda, Insecta, Coleoptera, Nitidulidae. The record is from the annotation of a GenBank genome assembly.
UUGUGGUUGAUGGUAUUUAAUAUGUUAUCUAUAUCUAAUAAUUUUUUGGCUGUAAAGUUAUGAAAUUGCUUAGAUAGCUUUUUAUAAGUUGAUUAAAACAACAAGAUAAUCUUUCUCAAUUUAAAAAUCAUGAAACUGCAGUUUACUUUUAGUUGUGAUAUUGUAUAGUUUAGAAUGUGUGAUAUAAAUCCAGGUGAAGUUACUGAUAAGUUAGUGUUCUUUGUCAAUGGAAAAAAGAUAGAAGAUGAGCAUAUUGAUCCAGAAUGGACGCUUUUAUAUUAUCUUAGAAACAAAUUAAGACUAUGUGGAACAAAAUUGGGUUGUGGAGAAGGAGGAUGUGGAGCCUGCACUGUGAUGGUCUCCAAAUACGACAGGGCGAAACGGCAAGAAGUUCAUUUGCCAGUCAACGCCUGUCUUGCUCCAGUCAUGUCCAUGCACGGCCUGGCAGUCACAACCAUAGAAGGUAUCGGAUCCACAAAAACAAAACUUCACCCUGUACAAGAACGAAUCGCUAAGGCCCACGGCUCGCAAUGCGGUUUUUGCACGCCCGGUAUAGUCAUGUCAAUGUACACUCUCCUAAGAAACCUACCUAAACCGACUAUGAAAGAUAUGGAAGUGGCUUUUCAAGGCAACCUCUGCAGAUGUACGGGAUACAGACCCAUCAUCGAAGGCUACAAAACAUUCACAGAAGAAUGGGAGUUACAACAACAAAGCCAUAACAUGAACGGUAAUGGAGUACUAAAUGGAAAUAAGGGCAACGAAAUAACUAAUGGUUGUGCUAUGGGAGAAAAAUGUUGUAAGCUUCAGGAUAAGGGCGAAGAAGGCAACGAAGAAGUUCUUUUUAAAACCAGCGAGUUUACUCCUUACGAUGCUUCCCAAGAACCUAUUUUUCCUCCCGAAUUAAAACUGUCGAACCAGUACGAUAGUCAAUAUCUCAAAAUAAAUGGACCCAACCUUACUUGGCAUCGACCAACAACAUUACGGGACCUAUUAAAAUUGAAACAACAACAUCCACAUGCCAAAAUACUAGUGGGAAAUACAGAAAUCGGUGUUGAAGUUAAGUUUAAAAAUUGUCAUUACCCCAUAAUAAUCCAAAGCUCUCAAAUACAAGAAUUAGUUUCUUUACAAGAAACAUCUUCAGGCAUCAAAAUCGGUUCUUCAACCACGUUAACAGACAUUGAAGAAUAUCUAAAAGGGCAAAUUAAAAAACAACCAGCUUACAAAACAAGAAUAUUUUCUGCUAUAUUAGAAAUGCUUCAUUGGUUUGCUAGCAAACAAAUACGAAGUGUAGGAGCAUUGGGCAGUAACAUUAUGAAUGGUAGCCCCAUAUCUGAUUUAAUACCAAUAUUAAUGGCUUCUAAAGCGAGUUUGGAAAUAGCUAGCCAAGCCAGAGGUAAAAGAACAGUAUUGCUCGAUGAUAAAUUCUUUACAGGUUAUAGACAAUCUGUUGUUAUAGAAGACGAGAUAUUGUUAUCGAUUACCAUACCUUUUACAGAAGAAAAUCAGUAUUUUAAAGCCUACAAACAAGCACGGAGAAGAGAAGAUGAUAUAGCAAUCGUAAAUUUGGCAGUGCAAGUCGACUUUAAGUUAAACACAAACAUUAUUGAAAAUAUUUCGUUUGGAAUAGGCGGUAUGGCCCCUACUAUAGUAAACGCACCUCUAACAGAAAGUAAACUUAAAAAUUUAACAUGGGAUCAAAACACUUUAGAGUUGGCCUAUACUUAUCUUCUCCAAGAUUUGCCUCUAGAUCCAUCUGCCCCUGGAGGAAUGAUCAACUAUAGAAAAUCUUUGGUACUAAGCUUAUUUUUUAAAGCAUACCUAACAAUUCUCAAGCAUCUCUCCCAAAGCUUAUCCAAUAUAAAAAUAAAUCCACGCAGUUUAAGCGGCUUGGAGGGCUUUAAAGGAGGGGAGCUGAAAAGUUCUCAGUACUUUUCGAUUGUACCCGAAACCCAGAGUAAAACAGAUGCAGUACACAGACCUGUAGUACAUUUGUCAGCUUACAAGCAAGCUUGUGGAGAAGCGGUAUACUGUGACGACAUCCCUUAUUUCGAGAAAGAAUUAUACUUAGCAUUUGUUCUUAGUACUAAAGCGCAUGCUAGGAUAUUAUCAAUCGAUCCAUCGGAAGCUCUCAAAAUAUCAGGGGUGCAUGGUUUCGUUAGUGCAGACGAUUUGGAUGAGAAGAGAAAUAUUUGGGCUGAAUUUCAUGAUGAGAAAAUAUUUUAUUCCGAUAAAGUUACCAGUCAGGGGCAAAUUAUAGCUGCGGUAGUAGCAGAUAAUCAAACUAUAGCACAAAAAGCCGCAAAAAAGGUAAAAGUAAUAUAUGAAGAACUUCAACCGGUGAUAAUUUCGAUCGAGGAAGCUAUAGCCAGAGAAUCGUUCUUCGAUAAUCCUCAAACCUUAAAAAGAGGAGAUGUAGAUAGAGUUUUAAAAGAAUGCCCCCAUGUAAUUGAAGGAGAAUGCAGAAUGGGAGGUCAAGACCACUUCUACCUGGAAACUCAAGCUGUAAUAGUGGUUCCUCAAAAAGAAGAUGAUGAAAUAGAAAUAUACGCAUCCACUCAAAGCACAACAGAGUUGCAACAAUUUACUUCGCAUGCUUUGAAUAUUCCGCAAAACAGAAUAGCGGUAAAGGUCAAACGUCUGGGUGGGGGCUUUGGUGGAAAGGAAACUAAACCCACAAUGUUAGCCCUGCCUGUAGCAGUGGCUGCCAAAAAGUACAACAGGCCUGUUAGAUGCAUGUUAAAUAGAGACGAGGAUCUUAUAAUGACAGGGGGUAGGCACCCUUUCAAAUUUAUGUACAAAAUUGGCUUUGAUGAUGAUGGUAAAAUGCUGGCUUGUGAUAUGCGGAUCUAUGCCAACGCCGGAUAUUCCAGGGACAGAUCAAUAUACGUGGUUGAAAGGGCCAUUACUCACUUCGAAAAUGCCUACAAUAUACCAGCAAUCAGAGUUCUAGGAUACACUUGUAAAACUAAUUUACCAUCGAAUACAGCUUUUAGGGGAUUUGGAGGACCACAGGCCAUGUAUGCGGCAGAAUCAAUGAUGAACGAGAUAGCGGAAUAUUUGAAGAAAGAUCCAGCACAAAUAACUGAACUUAAUUUGUACAGGGAAGGAGAUUUUACUUAUUAUAAUCAACAAUUGAAUAAUUGCAGUUUGGAAAGGUGCUGGAGAGAAUGUAUUGAAGCCUCCGAUUAUUGGAAGAAAAAAUCCGAAAUUGAAAAAUUUAACAGGGAACAUAAAUAUAAAAAACGCGGUAUAAGCGCCCUUCCAAUAAAAUACGGAGUGGGAUUUAGCGCACCUUUCCUAAACCAGGCGGGAGCUUUAAUCUUGGUUUACACCGAUGGUACCGUGCUUUUAUCGCACGGUGGAAUUGAGAUGGGUCAAGGUUUAUGGACCAAAAUGAUCCAAGUUGCUAGUAGAGCUUUGGAAGUACCCAUUGAGUUAAUACACACCAGCACAACGGCUACCAAUACAGUUCCAAAUGCAACACAAACUGCUGCCAGUAGCAGUAGCGACUUAAACGGACCUGCUGUUAUUCAAGCUUGUGAAAAAAUUAAAGAACGCCUACGACCUUACAAGGAAAAACAUCCCGAAGCAGGCUGGCACGAAUGGGUCAAUAAAGCCUACUUCGACAGAGUCAGUCUGUCAGCUACUGGUUUUUACAAAACCCCCGACAUAAACUAUGACUGGGCAACUGGCGAAGGAAAUUUGUACAACUAUUUCUCAUACGGUGCUGCAUGCUCCCAAGUAGAAAUCGACGUCUUAACAGGAGAUCAUCAAGUAUUAAGGACCGAUAUCGUAAUGGAUUUGGGGAAAAGUCUGAACCCUGCAAUAGACAUAGGACAAAUAGAAGGGGCUUUCAUGCAAGGAUAUGGUUUAUAUAUGUUGGAAGAAAUGGUUUACCGACCAAAUGGCGAGACCUUCACCAGAGGACCUGGUACUUACAAACUUCCAGGAUUUGCUGAUAUCCCUCUUGAGUUUAACGUGUCACUGCUCAAAGGUGUAUCAAAUUCACGAGCAGUAUAUUCUUCCAAGGCAAUCGGUGAACCACCACUAUUUUCAGCCUGUUCUGUAUUAUUCGCAGUAAAAGAUGCCAUAAAGUCAGCAAGAGGUGAAUCGGGAAUUUCAGAAUCAUUCGAAAUUGAUGCCCCAUUGACAUCAGCAAAAAUAAGAAUGUUAUGUUUGGAUGACAUUACUUUAAAGAUGGAAAAUCAAAAACCAGGUAGUUUUGUACCAUGGAAUGUGAUAGCUUAAGUUAGUUUAAUAAACAUUUUUCAGUUUAAAACUGGUUUUAUUAUUUUUACACUAUUACAUACUAUAAUUUCAUUAGACACGUUUUUUCAAAAUCAAUAGUAUCGAUGGUUUUAUUUUUUUCAGUAUUUAGAAGAUAUCUCACUGCAUCU